Molecule: messenger RNA, 1311 nt
Organism: Brassica oleracea var. oleracea
Lineage: Eukaryota; Viridiplantae; Streptophyta; Magnoliopsida; Brassicales; Brassicaceae
Product: DEAD-box ATP-dependent RNA helicase 42
Exons: 8
Coding region: 61-1125 (354 amino acids)
Source: RefSeq, a predicted model, not a curated record
CGCUUCAUGACGCCUUCGAUCUAGGGUUGGGUCGAGAUAACUCACCGGCGAUUUCGCGAGAUGGGAAGAGACCGCGACGAUUCUCCGCCGGAGAAAGCGAAAGGCGACGUCGAGGAUAAAGACUACAGAAGAAAAUUAUCCCGGAGCCGUAUCGAAAAAAAGUCCGUCGAAGAAGAAGAAGAUGUGAGUCGCCGUGAGUCGAGGAGGAAAUCAAAAGACGGCAGAGACUCCGAUUCUGGUUCGGGAUUGGAAAGCGGUAGCGACUCCGAAUCGGAGAAGGAAGAGAGACGUAGAAGUAGAAAGUCGAGAGGGAAAAAGAAAUCAGAUCGGAGAUCUCGUAGUAGACGAAGCAGGAGACGCCACGAUGAUUCCAGUAGUAGCUCGGAAUCAGAAUCUGAGUCGGAGUAUUCGUCUGAUUAUUCUGAUUCUGAGAGUGAGAGUGAGAGUGAGGAUGAGCGGAGGAGAAGGAAGAGAAGGGAGAGGGAGGAGAGAGAUAGGAAGAGAAGGAGGAGAGAGAAAGAGAAGAAGAAGAGAAGGAAGGAGAAAGGAGUUGAUGGAGAUAGCAAGAAGAAGAAGAAGAAGCGGAAGAAAGAGAAGAAGUCUGAGAAGGCCAAGAAAGGAGCUGUCACUGAAUCUUGGGGGAAGUAUGGAGUCAUCAGAGAGACUGAUAUGUGGAAUAAACGACCAGAGUUCACAGCAUGGCUGCUUGAAGUAAAAGAGGUCAACUUGGAAAGCUUGCCACCAUGGGAAGAGAAGAAAAUGUUUAAAGAUUUCAUGGAGGAUCACAAUACUGGUACAUUUACCUCCAAGAAAUACUAUGACAUUGAUGGUUACUAUAGACGUAAGUUGGAGAAAGAGAUGAAGAAGGGUUUGAAGAAAGCUGGGAAGAGUGAACGGACUGUGUUCAAUGACGAGGAGCAACGCCGGCUAGAGAUGCAGGAAGCACGGGAGAAGCAGAAGGAAGAAGAAGUUUUAGCUCUAAAGCGAUCAAUGGAAGGCGGAAUGGCGCAAGCUAUGAAGGAACAAGCUCGGCUAAAGGAAGAAAUGGUCUAUUUAUACAAGAUUGGGGACAUGGAGGGUGCAGCUGCUAUUCAGAGAAGGUUGGAUCCAGAUGUUCCUAUGUAAUGUGGAGGUUUUGGUUUAAGCUACUACAAGAUCUAGUUCUUGUUCCUAAACUGUGUUCUAAGUAUCGAACUUUUGUAACACUACGAUAAGGAAAAACAAAACAAUAUUUUCAUCUAGUGGAGCCAUAAAGCAUGAUAUUGCUUUUUACUUUUUGAAAUUAUUAUGAGAAUAUUACGUUCUAGGGCA